Molecule: messenger RNA, 1998 nt
Organism: Strongyloides ratti
Lineage: Eukaryota; Metazoa; Nematoda; Chromadorea; Rhabditida; Strongyloididae
Product: Serine/threonine-protein phosphatase 5
Exons: 2
Coding region: 1-1998 (665 amino acids)
Cellular component (GO): nucleus; cytoplasm
Molecular function (GO): protein serine/threonine phosphatase activity
Source: RefSeq, a predicted model, not a curated record
AUGGGAAACGGAAAAAUUAUAAAGGGAAGAACAAAAAGAAAAGAACAAUCAGCUGAUUCUGGAACUUUUAGUUUACUUAGUUCACUACAGAAUAAAAAUAACAAAGUGAAAUUAAAAAAGAAACGCCACUCUUCAAAUGUAUUUAAGAAAAUAGCAAAUUCACUAACUUUAACACGACAAAAGGGAUCUAAUUUAGAAUAUCUUGAUGAUUUAAGUACUAAUUCUGACACUACUUCUUUACAAUCAAAAUUAGAUGAUGAUGAAUCUAAGUCUCAAAGCACAAGUUCAAAGGAAAAUUCUGGUUUAGUGAAAAGAAAUACAAAUGGUAUUUCAAAUAUGAAUAUAAAUAAAAAUAAAAAUAAUCAACUUACAUCAGAAUGUUAUAUGAUAGGAAAUUCGUUAGAAUAUAAAAAACAAAUGAAAAAGUUUAUUAUCAAGUUGGGACCAUGUGGUUGUGAAACUUUAUCACAAAACAAGUGUUUAUCUAUGAUAUUUAAACUUAUUGUUGUUAUUGAAAAACAUUUUAACUUAGGAAAUAUGUUUAAUUUUGAUUCUGCAUUUUCUAAACUUUUUCCAACAACAAGAAUUCAAUCUAUUGUUCAUAAAGCGGCUGCAAUAUUUAAAUCUGAAUCACUUUUAUUAGAACUUUCAACUACUAAACAAGAUAUUAUAGUUGUUUCUGAUAUUCAUGGAAGUAUUUUAGAUUUAAUUAAAGUUUUAAAUGACAAUGGAUUACCAGGUGUUAAAACUUAUUUAUUCCUUGGAAAUUAUGUUGAUAAAGGAACAGAAGAUAUUGUAGUUGUAACAUUAUUGUUACUUUUAAAAAUAAAUUAUCCAAAAAAAGUUUAUCUUUUACGUGGAAACCAUGAAUUUUUGGAUCAAAAUUCAAAAGAAUGUUUUCCAAUAAGAUGUAAAAAUCUUUUUGGAUCAUUUAAUGUCUAUCGAAUAUUUAAUUAUGGUUUUGAAUUCCUUCCAUUAGCAGCAAUUAUUGAUAAUGAUAUUUUAUGUGUUCAUGGUGGAGUAUCGCAAUGGAUACAAAGUAGAAACUCUAUAAAUAUUUUAUCAAGACCUCUUAAUAAAAAUAAAGAUAUUGUUAGUAGAAUGAUAAUUACUGAUCUUGUAUGGGCUGACACUUAUAGAGAAGAUUAUGGAUCAUCAAAUAGUUUGGGAUUUACAAUUUCUAAACGUGGUAUUGGAUUUGCUUUUAAUGAAUUUGGUUUAAAAAAUAUUUUAGAAAAAUUAAAAGUUAGCAGACUUAUUCGUGGUCAUCAACCACUUGAAGAGGGAUUUAAAGUAGAGUAUGAUAAUCUCUGUUAUACGAUACAUUUAAGAAAUCCUUUUGAGUACUAUAAUUCAUAUGGAUCAUAUUGUAUACUUAAAGGUAUUAAAAAUGUUCCUGAUACUGAAUUAACAUUAAAAUCAUUUACUCGUAUAGAGUUAAAAAAAUACUCACUUAUAACUCAAAUUCCAACAUUAGCUACUGCAGCAAAUAUGUGUCGUCAUUUAAUCUCAGAACUAAAGGAAGUUCUUGAUGCUUCAAAAUUUAAAGAACAACAAAAUGCUGAAAUAGCUUGUAAUCAUUGUUCUGAUAUGUCAUUAUAUCUAAAAAAUUUAACAAAUAAAAAAAGAAAUUUUGUAGUUCAUGACCAAAUAAAAGAACUUAUAACUAAUGAUCGAGAAUUAAAGAAAAAAAACAAAAUUUAUCAAAUUUUUCAAACUCAUUUAAAAAAUAUAAAUCAUAUUCCCAUAGAAAGAUUUCCAUUGUUUUUGGAUAUGAUAUAUGAUAGACAAAUUAGAGAUUCACAGUUGAUAUCAUCAGAAGAUUUAGAGUUAAUUAAUAAAGUAAAAAACGAUUUAAAAAUGGUUAAUCUUCAAUUGAACAAAAUUACAUCUUUUAAUUACAAUAAUUUACCAUUCCAAGAGUAUAAUUCAAAAAUUGAUAUCGAUAAACUUCAUGAAUUAAAAUGUGAAAUACGUCGAUUAGAAUUAAAUUUUUAA